Messenger RNA from Caenorhabditis elegans, 1129 nucleotides. RefSeq names its product 7TM GPCR serpentine receptor class x (Srx) domain-containing protein (gene srx-41). The coding region runs from base 14 to 1000 and encodes 328 amino acids. The record is from RefSeq and is marked reviewed. Lineage: Eukaryota; Metazoa; Nematoda; Chromadorea; Rhabditida; Rhabditidae. The transcript is spliced from 7 exons.
CAAUUUCAGAGCCAUGAACGACACCAACGGAACCAUUGCGGCCUUGGUCGAGCCAACAGUGUCCAGUCAAACUCAACGAUUUUUUGUUACAUUGGCAAUUUUCACGAUCUCCCUAACCGGUUUAAUCGGUAACCUCUCGGUAUUCAUGUUCGCCACAACUCUAAAAACGCUCCAAAAUUCAUUUGGCAGACUGUCAGCUUCCCAGUCGUUCGCCGAAGCCGUCCUCUGCGGAGUGUUCCUAUUUUUCUACUGCCCGAUGGUUUUACUGGACAUUCCAACGUUCAAACGUGUAUCGGCUCAAGUUGGGCUCAUUCUCCUGUUCUGCUACGAUGUCUGCAUUUUUUCCCAUUUAUUUAUCGCGUUUAAUCGACUUUGCGCAAUUUCGUUUCCUAUUGAGUACAACAGCUUUUUCAACAUGCGAAACACGCGGAUUCUAAUUGCUCUAGCCUACGCGAUCCCGUGCUUCACCUCAAUUUACAUGCAUCUUGCUAAUAACUGCAACCUUCCCUACGUGGAUUUCGGUUGGUACUUUGGGGUGAACACAUCUGCCGAUUGUGACGUCAUCCGGUUCUACGUGGAUUUUUGCAAGGAUUUUGGAGUAGUCGCGCUGAUCGCUAUUGUGGACGUGGGGACUAUUGUGAUGAUCAAGGUUACCGCGCCAGGAAUGAAGCUUUUGUCAGCCAACUGUGCCCAGAGCCAGAAAAAGCGACAGCGGGAGAUCACAUUCGUCAAGCAGGCUCUGAUUCAGGGAGCAGUUUUUGCGACGGAGCUCGUCUUCUUUUUCAUAAUCUCCGGAAUGCAAUCACAGCCGGUGGCUAUUUUCCUGUGCACGACGGUAGCGUGGAGUUUGGUGCAUACUAUUGAUCCGUUGGUCUUGAUUCUUUUGAAUCGCGAGUUUCGAAACAUGCUGAUGAAAAAUCCAUUGACGAAGAGAACCACCCGAGUCACCUACUCGAUCACACAAGCGAUUGAUAACACGAGCUCUCACACACACAAUUGAAAACUAAAUAUAAACAUUUUAUUGAAUCGAAUCGAUUGUAUUGAUAAAACAAAACGUGAUUGUGAUGAUGAUGGUGAUGGUUAAUUCUUAAUUUGCUGAUAAGAAUAAUAAAUGAUAUAGUUUUUGAAU